Aspergillus novofumigatus IBT 16806 is the source of this 459-nucleotide messenger RNA. RefSeq lists its product as uncharacterized. Lineage: Eukaryota; Fungi; Ascomycota; Eurotiomycetes; Eurotiales; Aspergillaceae. Gene Ontology annotation, biological process: double-strand break repair via homologous recombination. Gene Ontology annotation, cellular component: chromosome; cytoplasm. The transcript has a single exon. Gene Ontology annotation, molecular function: 3'-5' DNA helicase activity; four-way junction helicase activity. Bases 1 to 459 code for a protein of 152 amino acids. The record is from RefSeq and is a predicted model, not a curated record.
AUGGCGCGGGUGCUUGGGUGUGAGGCGUAUUACAGUGAGCAGUUAGAUAAGGCCAGGGUGCUGGCGCGGUUUAUGGGGGCCAGCCCCAUGAUCGCCGCCACCAGCACAUUGGGCAUGGGGGUGGACAUCCCCAAUAUCUACAGCAUCAUCCAUAUUAGGACCCCCCGGACGUUACUGGAUUACGCGCAGGAGAGUGGCCAGGCUGGGCGAGAUGGACAGCGCAGUGAGGCAAUCAUUAUCCAGCCAGCUAGGUGGGAUGCCCCAGCUCCAUGGAUGGAGGGCGUCGCCCAUGAGGACCAGGAGCGGGUUGCUGAGUAUAUGGGGGUGGUGGAAGGCAUUGGGUGCCGCCGGGUCGUGUUAGAUCAGUAUUUAGACGGAGUGGUGGACAGGUAUCAGCAGCGGUAUUGCCAGGAUGCGGAUCCCAGGGAGCAGAUAUGUGAUGGGUGUAAUCCCAAUUAG